Messenger RNA from Thlaspi arvense, 2194 nucleotides. Lineage: Eukaryota; Viridiplantae; Streptophyta; Magnoliopsida; Brassicales; Brassicaceae. The record is from the annotation of a GenBank genome assembly.
CACAAACAAAAAAAACAAAAAGGAGAAGAGAACAAGAAGACGACAAAUAACCAAAAAUUCCCUAUUUCCCUAACACAUUUGAUUAUUUCCUUCCAACGAACUCUCUCUCCCUCCUCCUUUCUCCCAUGGAUCCCGUCUCUGGCUACGCCGGACCACGCCAGCCUCGAUCCGGAGGCAAGAUUGUUCGACCACGCCGGACCGCCGUCGUCAGGGGGCCGUAUGACCGCCCCGCUCCAAGAUCCCGGGAUCCUCCUCAGCAAAACCCUAGUUGGAUCUCCAGGCUCGUUUACAAACCUGCCAGCGUAAUUGCUUCCGGCGCCGGGAAAUUCAUUUCUUCCGUCGUCUUUUCUGAAUCCUCCUCAUCUUCUUCGGAGGACGAGGAUUCUUCUUCAGAAAUUGAAGGUGACGAGGAUGUUGAGAAGAACAUUACCGACUUUACUGAAGAUGAAACAAUGGUAGAGGACCUUGUGAACGGCCAGCAAUCAACCAUCCAACGACUCAGUUCUAAGCGUGUAAUUGAGCAGCUUCUCAUGCAAGAAACAUUUGCAAGGGAAGAAGGCGAUAGAUUAAUAGAUAUCAUCAAGGCCAGAGUUGUAGAUCAUCCCAGUCUCCCGGCUUCUAAUGAGGGGAGGCAUAGUGGCAAUGAAUUGACAAGUGAGGUGAAUGUGGGUGAAAUGUCCAAUAAAGCUGUUAUGGAAGCAAAAAGAUGGUUGGAGGAGAAGAAAUCAGCUUCAAAAUCAAAGUCUAAAGCAACUGAAGAUGGUGCUGGAUCGCCUGUGGACGUGGCCAAGUCAUAUAUGCGAGCUCGUCUGCCAUGGGGAUCUCCGGCUGUGAACAAUUCAGAGUUUCGGUCACCAUCACCAGGAGGGAUGUCGCUGUUUAAGGAAGGGACACCAUUUCCUUAUAGUGCUGGAAACUUAGCCUCUUCCAAGCUGAAAAGGAGAUCCCGUUCUAAUCCGUCAUGGAAUAUUCAAGAUGAGAUUCGCAAAGUCAGAGCUAAAGCAACAGAAGAAAUGCUUAAAACUGCAUCCCCUAGUAGUGUAGCCUCGUUGCAACCUAAACACAGCCCCUAUGUUUUAAAUGCACCUUUGAAUGUUGAUGAAGGUGUGCAAGCUGUACGAAAUGAGCAAAGCGGGGUUCUACCAAAUUCGACCGUACCUACCUCUGAACAAAAUCAGACUACGGAAGCUAAUCAAGCCGUUGAAGAAACAGUAGCUUUACACACUAGAUCUCGUGGAGUUAAUUUGGACAAGAUAUCUAUCUCCACACAAGGAGUCAAGCCAUCGGAAGAUACAGAUACCGCUCCUCGAAGUGGAACCGGUGGAGAUGACGAGUUUAUCCAACCUAGCUCGACUAUGGGAGACGCCACAAAUGCUGUCUUAGCCCUUGGGGCAACAUUGGAUCCAACUGGGAACUUUUGUAUCCCAAAAGAUGUGUUUGAAACAUCAAAAGAAGCUGAUGAAACAGGCGCAUCACGUCCUGCUUCUAACGGUUUCCCAUCUUCAUCACCGAGCUCACUAGUGGCUAUGGAAGAUCAAACAAAACCCAAACCGCAAGAUGAAACCGAGGCUUCUCAGCCUGUAGCUGAAACUCCUGGUGACGAUAUCACAGUAGGGAAUGGGUCAGAUGGUGUGAUUGAUAACGAAAACAAUAACAGCGACUCGAGUGCCUCACAUAACAGUUCAAGCACGCAUGAAGAAGAGUGGCUCCCAGGAGACCAGUCUCUGCCUAACUCAAACUCAGCAAGUAGCAGUCCUGGUACUUCCAAGGUGUUGGCAUACUCGAGAAGAGGAAGAGGCAGAGGUAGAGGGAGAGGCCGAGGAGGUCGAGGCAAAGGACGGGCCAAAUAAACUGUUGUAAGCAGAGAGCUGUACACAAGAACCCAAUGCAGUAGGAGAGUAUUAUGAGGUAGGAUUAUGUGUCAUCUCUUUUAGAUCUCAGUCCCACUCUGUUUGUGUUUGGUCUUUUGUGUUAUCUCCUUAGGUUUUUCUUGUAGUAUCUGAGUUAGGAGGAUUUAUCUUCUGAGGUUAUGUUGAAUUGUGUCUGUUUUUAUUAAUUUCCGAAUCUUUAAUGUUUAUGUUGUAAGUUUGAAGAUUGGUUUCGUUCUAGCUGACAAAGCCUUUUGCACUUUGCGGUUUCCAUUUUGAACUCUUUUUUACUUUGUUCAGUGCCAAAUUUAAAUUUUUAACUUGAC